Molecule: messenger RNA, 1239 nt
Organism: Elaeis guineensis (African oil palm)
Lineage: Eukaryota; Viridiplantae; Streptophyta; Magnoliopsida; Arecales; Arecaceae
Product: calcium-binding protein CML38-like
Molecular function (GO): calcium ion binding
Source: RefSeq, a predicted model, not a curated record
GGAAUUCCUUCGCCAUUCCGCGUUCUCUACGAUGGUUGACCACGACGGUUGACCGUUAACACCGUCACGACGGUUGCCCCCGUAUUAAUCUUCCCUCCGCCCCCAUCGAAUCUUCGUUCCUCUCACCUCGAAGCUCCCCUUCUCUCCAUCCCAUCUCCAGCAAACCCAACUGUCACGCGCUCACCGCCUCGCCAUAAACUAUAUGUAGAUGCUAAUCCAUUGCUAUGAUCUCGAAUCCCAGCCUACAAAGUUCCAGAUAUUUUUUCAACCGGAUUCAUCUCACCACCGUUUGCUUCGCAAUGAUGCUUACAGUGGGCAAAGAAGCUAUACCCCGCGACCCGUCCUGCUUGUCGAACAAAGAUCCUCCAUCGAUCAUCGGCAAACUGCGAGUCAUGCUCUCGCCGAAGAAAUUGGAGAAGAAGCCAACGACGCUCCUACGAGUUCCUACCGGCAGCAGCCUCUCGAGGCUGUCGAUAUCCUCGGGUAGUAGAGGCGGGCGGGAGAUGGAGCGAGUGUUCCGCUACUUCGACGAGAACGGCGACGGGAAGAUAUCGCCUGCGGAGCUGCGUAGCCGGAUGAGGACGGCCGGGGAGGAGCUGUCCCCUGAGGAGGCGGAGGCCGUGGUGGCGUCGUCGGACUCGGACGGAGAUGGGUUGCUUUGUUACGAGGAUUUCGUGCGGCUGGUGGAUGUGGAGGGGGAGGAGGAGAAGGCGCGGAGUUUGACGGAGGCGUUCGGGGUGUACGAGAUGGAGGGGCGAGGGUGCAUCACGGCCAAGAGCCUCAAACGGGCGCUUCGGACGCUGGGGGAAUCCAGGACCACCAAGGAGUGCAUGGCCAUGAUUCGGAGAUUCGAUCUCAAUGGGGAUGGUGUACUUAGCUUCGACGAAUUCAGGGUCAUGAUGCUCUGAGAUUCGUGCUCGUUUAGUGAUUCUUUCCUACCGAUCAUUGAUCCCGUGAUAUGGUUGGAGUCCCCAAUUCUUUCACUUGUCCUCCUUGUAUGUUUAGAAUGUUUUGUCCGUUGAUUUUAUAUUCUUACAUCGAGUGAUGCACCAGUCCUGAUGGUGGAAUGUAUAAUCAUAUGUAUGUAAAAAGGAUAAAUAGUUUGAGAAAUUUGGUAAGAACAAUAUUCUAGUCUCCAUCUUUUUUUGAAAACAAAAAAAAAACUCUAGCAUCAUUGCUCAUACUUGAGAAUUGUAAUAGACUUUUCUUUUUCGAGAGAAUAAUUGGGCAAAACACUAA